Molecule: messenger RNA, 807 nt
Organism: Oikopleura dioica
Lineage: Eukaryota; Metazoa; Chordata; Appendicularia; Copelata; Oikopleuridae
Source: the annotation of a GenBank genome assembly
AUGGUGUGGACUUUGCUUUUUGGUUUCCUUCAUUUUUCUGAUCUACAAAAUAUUCGAUCGUGUGGCACAAUCGUCCCAGCCAACGACAAAACUCCACUACGACUUCCUGUCAAUGACUUUUUGUAUCUCAAUGGUCAAUUACAUAUAACUGGUCGAGUGGAGACAGGUGUCAUCAGGGUUGGUAUGGAAGUGUCCUUCUCUCCCCUCAAGCUCAAUGGAGAAGUUAAAUCGAUAAAAUUGAUAAAUUGGGGCUCUUGGCCCGAGCCAAUGUCUUCCAGACAGGUUUCUGAAGCCUCUAUCGGUGACAUUGUUGGAUUCACCCUCAAAGAUACAGAGAUGAGAGUAUCAACGAAGCCUUCAGAAGGUUUCGUCUCCAUCAAGGAAAUUCAAAGCGGUAACAUUGUAUCUGACUCCAACUACCCUGCCAAGGAGGCGAAGACUUUUAGAGCUGAAAUUACGGUCUUCAACCACCCAUCUCGUAUCACUAGCGGCUACUCCCCAAGAUUACAAUGUAACAAUCAGAACAUAACAUGCAAGUUCACAAAACUCAUAGCGAAAAUAGACAAAAAGGUCAAAAAAUCGCUUGAGGACUCUCCUGAGAUGUUACGAAACGGUGAUACUGCUCUUGUCCAGAUUGUUCCAACUGAGCCAGUUUGUGUUGAGCCCUUUAAGGAUUAUCCAGGCUUAGGAAGAUUCGCCGUCAUAGAUAUGAAACAGACCGUCGCUGUCGGUGUCAUCACGGAGGUUGAAAGAUAUGAAGAAACCAACAAUGACUUCAAGCCAGAUAGAAUAAAAUAUGAAAAAUGA